Caenorhabditis angaria is the source of this 1171-nucleotide messenger RNA. NCBI's taxonomy places the organism in Eukaryota, Metazoa, Nematoda, Chromadorea, Rhabditida, Rhabditidae. The record is from the annotation of a GenBank genome assembly.
AUGCUACGAGAACUUUUGAUAUUUUCAAUUAUAUUUGGAUUUGCAUAUUCAUUGACAUGUUAUAAUGUGAGUUCCAAAGAUUACUGUAGUUUUGAAUUGUUUUUUUUGGAAAUUUCAAAGGAUGGAAAAAUUAAAUAUAGAAGUUUAAAAAAAACUUUUGAGCGUACCCCUGAAUUUCAUGAAAAUUCAACUGUUAUUGUAAUAAAUCUUUUCGGAAUUUACUGAAAAAAGCUUUAUCAUUAAAAAUAAUUUCAUUUUCCAUUCGUUAUUUUAAUAGGGAAUGAAAGUGCUUGCAUUACAAAGUGUUGGAGAAACAACUGAAGAAUGUCCAAGUUCUUCAUAUUGUUAUAAUAUGUCAACAUCUGCAAUGGUUAUGGUUAAUUUUGUGAAAGCUGGAUGUUCAACAUGGAGAUGUAUGCUUGCAAAAGAUACGUGUAUUUUCACAACAUUCCAAGCGAUUCCUGUCAGUUUAUGUUGUUGCAGUUAUGAUCGUUGUAAUGUUGGAGGAAAUCCCGUUUUUUCCGAUAAGUUCGUUGUUUUGAUGUUGUUUCAAAAAGAAACUCGAAGAAGUUUCGCAUUUCAAUGAGUAACAUUUUCAGCCCACGUCAAAUAACCGGAGGAAAUAAUAAUUAUGGUGGAGGAAACAAUAAUUAUGGUGGAAAUACUGGUGGUGGAAGUUGGGGAAAUGGUGGAGAAAUGAAUAAUAAUGGAUGGGGAAAUAAUAAGUUAGAUUUUCAAAAAGUUUGAGAAAAAAUAUAUCUUUGAAUUUAUAGUGAUUAUAAUCAACAGCAAACUUAUGGACAACAAAAUGCCGAAAGACCAGGAAGUGGAGGAGAAGAAAUUAUGUGAGAUUUUAAUUAUAUUUUCAAAAAAUCUAUAAACUAGUUUUUAGGACUAAACAACAAGUUGGAAAAGCUGAUUCAGCUCCACCAGGAAAAGGAGUUCCUCAAAUGACCCAAAAACAACUUGAAGAAAUGUUCAAAAAAUCGAUAGAUGAUAGAGGGGAUGGUUUGUAUCUAUAGAUUUAUAAAUUUGAAAUUUUUAACUUUUUCCAGAGAUCCAACUAGAAGGUGAUUUCAAAAAAGUCGAUAAGAACUACAAAGUUGGAAGUUCUCCACCAAAGAAAACAUCGACUGCUGGAAAAAAUACUGGAAAAGAAAUAAUUGUUUAA